Messenger RNA from Silurus meridionalis, 1757 nucleotides. Its product is annotated as dTDP-D-glucose 4,6-dehydratase-like. The record is from RefSeq and is a predicted model, not a curated record. Gene Ontology annotation, biological process: nucleotide-sugar metabolic process. Gene Ontology annotation, molecular function: dTDP-glucose 4,6-dehydratase activity. The transcript is spliced from 12 exons. NCBI's taxonomy places the organism in Eukaryota, Metazoa, Chordata, Actinopteri, Siluriformes, Siluridae. The coding region runs from base 397 to 1446 and encodes 349 amino acids.
GCGACAAAUAUGAGACGUGUCAGAGCUGCCGGAAAGCGUUCACUCCGGUCGGAAAGACUGCUUGCAAUCAUUUUUCCUAGAUACCAAAGUUGGAAGGCGUAUCGUGGUUGGACGUUUUUAACUUUAUUAACUGACGCGAAGGUUGAAUUAUAGUAAGGAAAUGUUCGUGUCGUCAUAAUGGAGGAAUUAAAUAGUUAUCUGCGUAGCUAGCUUGUACACAGUGUUAGCUGAAGCUUACAGUGAUGUGUUUAUGACUACUGGAAUCGGAUGAAAUGGUGCACCAGAGCUUUAGAGAGAGUUUCCUGCGAACUACAACUUUAUUGAGCAAGAUAUAAUUUGCUCUGAACCAUGUGAAAAUAUGAUAAAAUGUAUAUAAAUUAAGACCUUUGUACCAAAAUGUCAGAAAAGGGGGAUAUCGAGACUGUCAGCCAUAACCCACAGCUGGCUUGUAAGACUGUUCUUGUUACUGGGGGAGCUGGCUUCAUUGGAUCACAUCUGAUUUUACUUUUGGCUGCAAGAUAUCCUCUGUGGCGAAUCAUCAAUGUAGAUUCACUGGAGUAUUGCGCAAGCUUGAAGAAUCUCCUUUAUCUGGAGAGCACAAGUACUUACAAAUUCAUUCAGGGAGAUGUAUGUGACCAGUACUUCAUCGAUCAUCUCUUUUCUACUGAAAAUAUAGACAUUGUCUUUCACUGUGCUGCUCAGUCACAUGUUGAGAAAUCCUUCCUGUAUCCAUCCCAGUUCAUGCAUGUGAAUGCAGCUGGUACGAAUGUACUACUCAAAGCGGCAUUUGAAUCUGGAGUUGAGAAGUUCAUCUAUAUGAGCACCGAUGAGGUGUAUGGAGACAGUUUGGACAAGUAUUUUGAUGAGUCGAGCCCCAAACGGCCUACGAAUCCGUACGCUACGUCAAAAGCUGCUGCUGAAAACAUCGUGCUGUCCUACUGGAACAAUCACCAGCUCCCCGUAGUUAUUGCACGGAGCAGUAAUGUAUAUGGACCACGACAAUAUCAUGAAAAGGUUAUUCCGAGAUUUUUAUUUCUCCUACAACAGGACCAAAAAUGUACUAUUCAGGGGACAGGUCUCCAGUCUCGUCACUUUCUCCAUGUCGAUGAUGUGACUGAGGCACUGCUGAUACUCAUGAAGAGAGGCAUAAUGGGAGAGAUUUACAACAUUGCUGCCAACUUCGAAAUUGCAAUUGUACAGCUGGCGAGAGAACUGGUGAAGAUGGUGAAAAAUCCUCCCAAAGCCAAGUUGGAUGAUUGGCUGCUAUAUGUUGAUGACAGACCUGUCAGUGACCUGAGAUACCCCAUGAUCUCAGACAAGAUGCACAAACUUGGAUGGAAGCCAAAAAUCCCAUGGGAAGAAGGCAUCAGAAUGACAAUUAAAUGGUAUGAAGAGAACAAAAGCCACUGGCCAGCAGUCACUGAAAAAUUUCCUUGUGGAUGUUAAAUGAUGGAAAAUUGUAAUUUUUUUAAUGCACAGAAUGAUGUUUAUAUUUAUAUUUGUUGGUACAAUGUGAAGAAUACAGUCCCAUUUUUAAAGUCUUAUUUUUUUAUACACACUAUUAUGCUAAACAAUAUGUGGACAUGUCUUCAGAACACAGGGGUGUUGACAUGUUGGGAAAAUGUAGUGCUUCAGCAUAGAGAAAGAUCCUGCACACGUUUGUGUUUCAAACUUUAUAACAACAGAGGGGUGUGUGAUGGUCAAGAAUUCUUGCCAUAUAUACUUUAAUAAAGGAAAAGAUCAGUAUUAAAAAAAGG